Neolamprologus brichardi is the source of this 3018-nucleotide messenger RNA. It is a transcript of the gene gsna, whose product is annotated as gelsolin a. The record is from RefSeq and is a predicted model, not a curated record. Gene Ontology annotation, cellular component: cytoplasm; actin cytoskeleton. Gene Ontology annotation, biological process: central nervous system development; actin polymerization or depolymerization; barbed-end actin filament capping. Gene Ontology annotation, molecular function: actin filament binding; phosphatidylinositol-4,5-bisphosphate binding. Lineage: Eukaryota; Metazoa; Chordata; Actinopteri; Cichliformes; Cichlidae.
GAGAGGGUGUGUCAUAUAGUGAGUCCCGGGCCAGAACCAUAAAAAGCUGCUUUGCGCUCUGCUGAACUACCGACUCUGUGCUCCUGCUGCAGCUCAGGUCCACACCCGUCCGUCCGUUAUAGACCCAGAUCACAACCUCCGCGUUCAGGAUGGCAGCGCACCACCCAGAAUUUCAGCGAGCUGGACAGCAGCCAGGCCUCCAGGUGUGGAGGGUGGAGAACUUUGACCUGGUGCCUGUCCCUGAGAACCUGCACGGGGGAUUUUACACCGGAGAUGCUUACCUCAUCCUCAAUACUAUCAAACAGCGCUCCGGGAGCCUGCAGUACGACCUCCACUUCUGGUUGGGUGAUUUCUGCACCCAGGAUGAGAGCGGCUCAGCAGCCAUCUUUACGGUCCAAAUGGACGAUUUCCUUGGGGGGAAACCCAUCCAGUACCGUGAGGUGCAGGGACACGAGUCCAAAACCUUUCUGGGCUACUUCAAGUCUGGAAUCAAAUACAUGAAAGGAGGCGUGGCAUCUGGUUUCAAGCACGUUGUCACCAAUGAGGUGUCGGUGCAGCGAGUGCUCCAGAUUAAAGGACGCCGCGUGGUCAGGGCAACGGAGGUGCCGGUCAGCUGGGACAGCUUCAACACGGGAGACUGUUUCAUCCUGGACCUGGGAGAUGAGAUUUACCAGUGGUGUGGCUCCCAGAGCAACCGCUUUGAGAAGCUGAAGGCUACUCAGGUUGCCAAGGGGAUCCGUGAUAAUGAGCGCAGUGGGAGGUCUCGAGUUUAUGUCUGUGAUGAGGGGGUGGAGAGAGAGAAGAUGAUAGAGGUGUUAGGUCCCAAACCAGAUCUACCAGCUGGAGACUCGGAUGACAUCAAAACUGAUGCUUCAAACAGGAUGAGGGCUAAACUCUACAAGGUGUCCAAUGCUACCGGAGCCAUGUCGAUUACUCUCGUGGCAGCAGAGAACCCUUUCGCUCAGAGCACCCUGGAGUCUGGUGACUGCUUUAUCCUGGACCACGGCUCUGAUGGAAAGAUCUUUCUCUGGAAAGGCAAAGACGCCAACAUGGAAGAGCGGAAAGCAGCGAUGAAGGCAGCAGACGAAUUCAUCAAGAAGAUGGGUUACCCCAAACACACGCAGGUCCAGAUCCUGCCUGAGAUGGGUGAGACGCCGCUCUUCAAGCAGUUCUUCAAAGACUGGCGCGAUAAAGAUGAGACUGUGGGCCUGGGCGUGGCCUACAUCGCUAACAGCAUCGCAAAGAUUGAGAAGGUGCCUUUCGAUGCCGCCACCCUACAUGAAUCCUCCGCCAUGGCCGCCCAGCAUGGAAUGGUGGACGAUGGCAGCGGAGAGAAACAGAUCUGGCGUAUAGAGGGAUCUGACAAAGUCCCAGUGGAUCCAUCCACUUAUGGACAGUUCUAUGGAGGAGACAGCUACAUCAUCCUUUACAACUACUCUCAUGGAGGGCGCCAGGGACAUAUCAUCUACAUGUGGCAGGGAGCGGACUCCAGUCAGGAUGAAAUUGGGGCUUCUGCGAUCCUCGGCGCACAGCUGGAUGAAGAACUCGGCGGCGGUCCUGUGCAGCUUGUUGGUGCUCCUAUAACCAGUCAGGUGAGGGUGGUGCAGGGGAAAGAGCCGGCCCAUUUGAUGAGUCUGUUUGGAGGAAAGCCCAUGAUUGUGUACAAGGGAGGAACGUCCAGAGAAGGAGGUCAGUCCGCUCCAGCUGAGACUCGAUUCUUCCAGGUGCGCUCCAACUCUGCAGGACACACACGAGCUGUGGAGCUUGACGCGCAGGCAUCCAACCUAAACUCCAAUGAUGCUUUUAUUCUGGUGACCCCCGGCGACUCCUUCCUGUGGGUGGGAGUGGGUGCCAGCGACACAGAGAAGCAGGGAGCUCAACAGCUGUGUGACAUCCUGGGCGUGUCUGUCUCAGAGCUGUCCGAGGGAGGAGAGAGCGAUCAGUUCUGGGAGGCUCUGGGUGGAAAGACGGAGUAUCGCACCUCCACUAGACUCAAGGACAAGAUGGAUGCUCAUCCACCCCGUCUCUUUGCUUGUUCCAAUAAGACUGGAAACUUUAUAAUUGAGGAGGUACCAGGUGAGAUGACCCAAGAUGACCUUGCCACUGAUGAUGUCAUGAUCUUGGACACCUGGGAGCAGGUGUUUGUCUGGAUUGGAAAUGAGGCCCAAGAGGAGGAGAAGACUGAAGCUAUGGCAUCUGCGGUCCGUUACAUCAAGACAGAUCCGGCCAAGAGAGACCCGAGGACGCCCAUUGUCAAAAUCAAGCAGGGCUUCGAGCCGCCCACGUUCACUGGCUGGUUCCUGGGCUGGGACUACGACUACUGGACCACCGACCCUCUGGAGCGCGCUAUGGCUGAACUGAACAUCUGAACAUUCCCUUGUUCCCACCUCUCUGCCCUCACCUGUCACCAUGCAGCAAGAUUUUUUUUUUAAGCUACACAUGCCCUUUUCUUCUUUUUUUAACGAAUCACUGUUUUUUUUUUUUUCUUCACUUUGUCUCAAAUGCUACUGUUGUGCCUUGAAACCAGUGAAAUCAUCCAGUACAAAUAGAACUUCAACAGAUACUCAGGCUUUCCUUUAGGAUUUGCACUACAUAUAGCCUCAAACUACAACUCUCAUUCAAGGCGAUUUUCCCAUGUUUGACAAUAAAAACCUGUUUACUAGCAAAAUAUAACAAACAUAAAAGAAGACAGUUUAAAGUUUGGUUUUCCUGCAAUAUUACAAAAGCUACUGCCAAGAAAACAGCUUAUAAAAAGCAAUACAACCAAUGCCUUAGAAUGAUUUCCUUGAGCUUACAGUAAGCUUGUUUUUUAAAGGGUACUGUCUUUAUUGAUGUUUUUGUACCUUUAGAUGUUAUAUUUAUUUUAAAAUAACGCCACAGAUUCUCACCCAGGAAGCGUGUGUUCUGCUGCGUUGUCUUUUAGUGGGAAACCACUGCUUUGCUUCUUUAUUAGCUCCACUUUCUGUGGCAAUUUCUAAGGUUUCCUGUAAUCAAUUAAAUAAACCAAAUUAAAAUAUA